Capsella rubella is the source of this 828-nucleotide messenger RNA. RefSeq lists its product as uncharacterized. The transcript is spliced from 3 exons. NCBI's taxonomy places the organism in Eukaryota, Viridiplantae, Streptophyta, Magnoliopsida, Brassicales, Brassicaceae. Bases 75 to 686 code for a protein of 203 amino acids. The record is from RefSeq and is a predicted model, not a curated record.
GUGAAGGCUGAAAAAGCAUAGUGGUGGUGACGGGUGGGAUAAGGGAGGAGCCAGAGAGAGAGAGAGAGAGAGAGAUGGGACACGUAAUGAGGCUGCUGAUAAACUCGCCUUCUUCUUCGCCUCUUCUCCAGCUCCGAUACCACCACCGGACUCUUGACCCAAACUCUGUUUUCUCUCUGCGAACCUCUAUUACCAAAAGCAAGGGACGCUUCUCUUGUCUUUUCUCCGGCGGCAGCCAGAGAGAGGAGCAAGCUCGUAAGUCAUUGGAAAGCGCUCUCGGUGGGAAGAAAAAUGAGUUCGAGAAGUGGGACAAAGAGAUCAAGAAAAGAGAAGAAUCUGGUGGCGGAAAUGGUGGCAAUGGAGGAGGAGGAGGAGGAGGUUGGUUUGGGGGUGGUGGUUGGUUCAGUGGAGAUCAUUUCUGGAAAGAAGCGCAACAGAUUACCAUUACUGUCUUAGCAAUACUUGUCGUGUAUAUGUUGGUUGCGAAAGGUGAAGUAAUGGCUGCAUUUGUGUUAAACCCAUUGUUGUAUGCGUUGCGAGGAACACGAGAAGGUUUGACUUCUCUAAUCUCCAAACUCGCGGGAAGAGAAGCUUCGAAAGUGAAUGCUGAUAACUCAGAGGAGAUGUGGAAGAAGGAAGGUUUCACUGCUAAAGAGAGUGUCGUUCGGAAAUGGGGAAGUGACUGAAACAAAUUCUUAAAGCUGACUCAAGAUUCAAGAACAAUGACUUGAGUUUUAAUUUUUGUAAAAUGAAAAUGAGAUCAAAUGCAAUCGACCAUUUCAGUUUUUGUAAUGAAACUUAGGUAUUCUUCUUUCAACAUUAAGCUAA